AAUUUGCUUCUUUGAAAAGGAUGCAAAAAUGUUUUUGUUGAUUACCGUAUGUCUACAUUUACACAGGAACCAUUGUCGGUACUCGAUCAGGUAGAUGAAGCUGUGAAUUACAUAAAGAGUCUGCAGAAAAGGCUGAAAGAAUGCGAGGCGAAGAAGGAGAAAUUACUGGGAAGAAAAAGAUCUCACGGUUGCAUUGGUAAAGGUUCGGAUUCAAUUUCGAGCUCAAGAUCUCCUCAAAUUAAGGUUCAUGAAAUAGGUUCUGGUCUUCAAAUCUUCUUGACAAUUGGGUUGGAGGAUCAAUUCAUUUUCUACGAGAUCAUUCGUAUUCUCCAUGAGGAAGGAGCAGAUGUCAAAAAUACCACCUACUCGGUUGUCGGUGAUAGAGUUUUCCUCAUGGUUCUUGCAGAGAUUGGGGAACCUAUGUUGUGCGUGGGAGGUGGACGGAUUACAGCGAAGCUGAACAAUUUUGUGUACGGAUCACAUAAUGAAGAAGAGGUAUUGCAAGAGUCGUGGGAUUUAAUCCAAAUCCAUCCUGAAAUUUGGGAUUUCCAAAUAAUUUGAUCCUCGUUCAAAUUAAUAUUGGCUUCAAAGAAUAGUACAGAUCUAAAUUGUACCAAAAUGGGAAAAGUAAAGAUUAAAACGAUGUACUUAUGCUUUUUGAUGAAUACUUAUUGCAUAUGUGCCAACCAAGGUAAUCUUUUGAAAAUCCUUUAUCGGUAUUUUGUAAUUUAAAUUGUAUAUUUAUAUUAUAAAUUAUUAAAUUAUUA
This is a messenger RNA of Rubroshorea leprosula, 767 nucleotides long. Lineage: Eukaryota; Viridiplantae; Streptophyta; Magnoliopsida; Malvales; Dipterocarpaceae. The record is from the annotation of a GenBank genome assembly.